AUGGCCAUGUACCAAGGAGAGAUGGGCCUGAAUGGCCUGCCAACGCAACAACAACUCGACCUCAGCAGCAUGCCGAUGAUGAACAUGGACAUGGACAUGGACCUGUCGCUCGACGGUGCUGACGCGAACAAUGCCGCUGGCUUCGCAGCCUUUCCGAACCAGAUGCAGUCCAAUGUAGCUGCCAGUAGCACUGCCAGCGAUGCGGGUGGGUACUCCAUGGCCCAGGAGAUCAGUCUGUCGGGCGCGGGUGCUGGGCCACUGCCUACAGGGUUCGGUGCGCCCAGUAUGAACCCGUCUGGCAGCACCCUGACCGAGUUCACCAAACGGCGGAACUGGUCGCAGCGCGUGCUGGAGGAGCUGCGUGAUCUGCUGCACAUAUUGACGCCUGACGGCAGAAUACUGUACAUGUCGCCGUCGUGCAAGGCGCUGACCGGCUGGGACCCUUCACAGCUGACGGGUCGCUUCAUCAACGAUUUCAUCCAUCCCGACGAUAUUGGCAUAUUCGUCAAAGAGUUCAACGAGUCGAUAGCGUCUGGAAACCCGCUGCGGUUCUUCUACCGCUUCCGCAAGAUCGACGACUCGUGUAUCAUUUUCGAAUCCCACGGCCACCCACAUCUGAGCAGCGACUCCAGCUCUUUUGCGCCGCCAAAUGCGCUCAACUGCCGCGGCUUCUUCCUCAUGGCGCGUCCAUAUCCGACCAAGAAUGCCGCCCUCCUCGACUCCUUCCUCGAACACAAAAUAGAAAACGAGCGGCUGACCAAGCGAAUAGCCGAGCUUAAGCGCGAGGAGCAGGACGAGAAUGAUGAAUGGACAAGGAAGACGGAAGGCGCGUCCCAGUCGGAAACACCGACACAACCCACCCAGAGCAUCGCGCCGAGUGAUGCUGCAUCAUACGCGCAAAUGCCGCCGCCAGCCAAGCCUGUAAUAUCAAAUACUGCGCUUACGCGGCAGAAUCUCGACGAGGCACUAGCUGCAACAAAGCAAGACAGUAUCAACGACAAGAUGGCUAGAUAUGAAGGCGCAAACCAUCUGGAGACGAUUGAAAUGCUCACCGGACUGCGCUACCGAGAUGGCGAGCGCUCACAAGGUAUCAGCACUGGUGACGCAAGUCCGAACCUCAUACGUGGCGAUGCUGGCAUACAAAUCUCGGCGGACCGAGACGGGCGCGGGUCAUCCGACAAAAAGAAGAAACUCAAGAUCGCGGACGAGUAUGUGUGUACCGACUGUGGCACUCUCGACUCACCCGAAUGGCGCAAAGGGCCUAGUGGUCCGAAGACGCUGUGUAAUGCGUGCGGGUUGCGAUGGGCGAAGAAAGAAAAGAAGCGACAAGGCCCCAGUAGCAGCACGCCAGGGUCUGGCUGGCUUGCCUUCAUGCCCACCAUGUUCCUUAGCAUCGAACCAGGCCUAGAGUGGCAGGAUGUGCCGCGCCGACGAAAGUACCCGGAGAUAGGUUACUCACGAUACAAGGUACUGUGCGUGAAGCUCGAGGCUAGAGGCCACUAG
Parastagonospora nodorum SN15 is the source of this 1503-nucleotide messenger RNA. RefSeq lists its product as hypothetical. Bases 1 to 1503 code for a protein of 500 amino acids. NCBI's taxonomy places the organism in Eukaryota, Fungi, Ascomycota, Dothideomycetes, Pleosporales, Phaeosphaeriaceae. The record is from RefSeq and is a predicted model, not a curated record. Gene Ontology annotation, biological process: regulation of DNA-templated transcription. The transcript has 4 exons. Gene Ontology annotation, molecular function: protein binding; sequence-specific DNA binding; zinc ion binding.